AUGUAUAAAACAGAAAGCGGUAUGUUAGGGAAAGUAAUUCUGUUGGUGGACAACUGCUCCAGCCAUAAAAAUAUUACACCCCAAGUAGAUGAACAUUUUGAAAUUAUUUAUCUACCCCCCAAUACGACAGCCCUGAUACAACCCAUGGACCAAGGCGUCAUUGCCAAAUUUAAAAAAAGUUAUAGACAUAAGAUGUUACGCCGAGUUUUACAAUAUGAUCAAGGAAUGCAGGAGUUUUAUCAUAAAUUUAAUAUUAAAGAAUGCAUAAAUUUAGUGGCGGAAUCAUGGACGGAUAUUACAUCUGCCAAUCUAAAAGCAAGUUGGAAUAAAAUUUUCUGCAGGGAAUCAGGAGAAAUCGAUGUAUGCGACACUUCCAUACAUUCAGAAAUGACAGAUAUUAUUAAUGCUCUUACGGGCGAAAACAACGACAGCGAAGAAUUAAACACCGUACUAACACAUUUGGAUGAACAGGAGACAAUUAAUUAUGAAGAUGACAGCACGGCGAUGGAAAUAGAAAGAGAUGGAAAUGAAGAAGAAGAAAAAGAGGAAGAACAUGAUACUACAGAAGAAAUACAAACAACUGAGGCAGAUAGAAUUGAAAAAAAAAGGGGGAUUUAA
Messenger RNA from Osmia bicornis bicornis, 618 nucleotides. RefSeq names its product jerky protein homolog-like. Bases 1 to 618 code for a protein of 205 amino acids. Gene Ontology annotation, cellular component: nucleus. NCBI's taxonomy places the organism in Eukaryota, Metazoa, Arthropoda, Insecta, Hymenoptera, Megachilidae. Gene Ontology annotation, molecular function: DNA binding. The record is from RefSeq and is a predicted model, not a curated record. The transcript has a single exon.